Molecule: messenger RNA, 1299 nt
Organism: Puccinia triticina
Lineage: Eukaryota; Fungi; Basidiomycota; Pucciniomycetes; Pucciniales; Pucciniaceae
Exons: 7
Coding region: 1-1299 (432 amino acids)
Source: RefSeq, a predicted model, not a curated record
AUGUCGUCAUCACCCCUAUCACUGCCAAACAGUCCCUCGGAGGCCUUUUCAAUCAUUAAUUCCAUGUCAGCGGUCCUGAAUCCUUAUCCAUUCAUUCUACAAAUCAUUACUACUCAACAACAAAAACUCGCCAACUAUAGCCUUCCGACAGUCGUUGUUACCUUGGGGGUAGCCCAUCUUACUCUUCUACUUCUCGCUGCGAUCACAUUCAUUUUAAAAUCAUUGAGGAAAGAUAAUGGAAAGCGGCGGAAGAUCUGGUUUUGGCGAAGACACUACCUUUUAGACCACGAAAUUCCAUAUCUCGUACCCAACGGAAAUUUUUCGAUCGAGCUCUUGCAAAUAUUCAGCUGCUGUUUCUACAUACUUUUUUCAGCUACUACUUACGUAGUUUGCAAGUAUCCACAAGUUCCCUCUCCGGUCACACACGCAAGUAUCAUAUUUUGGUACGCAAUAGCUAUCGUCCCAGAUGCUGCUGCUUUCUGGUGGGGUGGAUGGGGUGCAUUUUAUCUUGUCUUCCUAUCGCCAACUCGAUUGGAAACGGUACAAUCAAAACGCAAGAUUCCUUUUAUCCACCAGCCUCUGUUCAUGAAUACUAUUUGCCUAGGGGUACCGGUGGGGUUUGCGACGUACUUUUUGAGUGUUGGUACUAAAAUGGCUGUUGAGCUCAAGCAAAUAAUCGAAUUGUACAACCUCUUGUUGAGGACCCUCGGAGAACUAUCGGCGCUUUGGAAACCUGAUGACCCUCUGCACUCUGAAAACAACCAAAUUCUGUUCAACAUUCUGGAAGCGCUCUCCAAAAAGUCCACACAAAUCUCUUAUUUAGCCCAGACGGAAACCUACGGUUGGGCUGUCGUGUCUGUCUCGACGAUCGCUUUUUAUUUGGGUGCCACAAUUGCUGCCGGGAAAUUGCUUAAGCAUACGUUAUUGAUUGCCACUGGGGAGAAGGUGCUGGGUGAAAAGCCCGCGCAUCAAGGCAAAUCGAGUGGAUUUCUCAACCAGAGCAUCUCAACCAUUGAUUCAAAAGUCGCUAGAUCAGAGGAAUUCAAGCCUACGUUUGUACAGUGUCCUUCCACACUCAGAUUAAAAAGAGGUUACUAUUUCAUAUAUAUUAGUUGUGCGAUCAUGUUCGCAGUUCUGGGGUUGAAUGUCUGCAUCAGUAUUAUUUUUGCACUGAAGACCAAAAUGGUCUUAGUCGAAACAUAUUGGCAGAUUCGCCUCCUAACGAUGAUAUGCUGUACAAGCGUACUUCUAUCAUUCUCACUGUUUCUUCAAAGCCUCAUGUUGUUACUUUGGGGUUAG